AUGCGACAUGACAGGGAUACCUAUCUUAAGGUCAACCUGACAUACGUCGCGGCAAACGCGCAAAAUAACUUCAUAAAGGAAACGCGUACAAUCAACCACGUGCCUUACGAAUACGGUAGCGAUAUGCAUUAUACCAGUGACGCGUUUGCAACAAAAGGUCAUUCUUUGGUGCCAACGGUCAUUCUUGGUGCCACUCAGUGGAGGUACCAGCGCACUAUGGGCUCGAGAACGAUUUCAUUUUACGAUAUUAGACUGCUCAAUAAGCAGUACCAAUGCAAUGCUUGUGCUGGGAUCGGAGUUACGGGUAAAUGUAAAAACGCAGGUGUCCCUAAUCCGAAAAAUUGCAAUGCAUGCAUCUGCCCAUCCGGCUACGGCGGAGUGCUUUGUAAUCAACGAAAGGCAGGAUGCGGAGGUCCAUUGGCAGCAUCCACGGCCUGGAAGUCGAGAAGCAUCACUUUGGGUAACGCUACGAUCACGACCAUACGUGACACGUACACGACGUGCAACGACUGGAUUACGGCACCAGCAGGCAAAACGAUUCAGAUCCGAGUAACGGCUCUAAAGGAUGUCGUUUGUACGAACGGUUGCGUGUACAGUUCAAUCGAGCCGAAAAUUCUCACAGAUAAGGCCAUGACGAGCCCGAGGACCUGUUGCCCUGAACAGCUGAAUAAGAUUCUCGCAACCAAGGUCAUUCCAACUCCGGUCGUCACUUACAGCGUUUAUCUCAGAUCUACGUUCACCUACCAGUAUAGAUAUGUUUGA
Messenger RNA from Ostertagia ostertagi, 762 nucleotides. The record is from the annotation of a GenBank genome assembly. Lineage: Eukaryota; Metazoa; Nematoda; Chromadorea; Rhabditida; Trichostrongylidae.